Molecule: messenger RNA, 2614 nt
Organism: Archocentrus centrarchus (flier cichlid)
Lineage: Eukaryota; Metazoa; Chordata; Actinopteri; Cichliformes; Cichlidae
Gene: mgat5
Product: alpha-1,6-mannosylglycoprotein 6-beta-N-acetylglucosaminyltransferase
Exons: 17
Coding region: 364-2589 (741 amino acids)
Biological process (GO): protein N-linked glycosylation
Cellular component (GO): Golgi apparatus
Molecular function (GO): alpha-1,6-mannosylglycoprotein 6-beta-N-acetylglucosaminyltransferase activity
Source: RefSeq, a predicted model, not a curated record
CAGAGGCUCGUGCGCUACGCCUGGGCUCUCUCCACUAUAUUCAACACAACGACGUCUCCGCGCGCUCAAUCUGGGGUUUCAAGCCUUAAAACCACCUCGUAGCAUCACCGUGGGCUGCCGAAACAAACCGUCGCAAAGCAGGCUGGACUCUGUCCCCUGAGAUGUUACUGAGCAACGAGGAUGGAUCAAAGGACAAAAUUGCAACGGUGAUGAACUGUACACCACCCUCCAGAAACCACCGCAACCACUCCAACUGACACAGCUAUGCCUCGCCUGCCCUCCUGAUUCCUCUCGCUAGUCUCUUCAUCUUCCCCCAGUCCAAUCAAAGUCACUGCAGCUCUUCCAAGUCCCUGUCCAGUCAGCAUGGCUACACCUUUCCUGUGGAAACUGUCAUCCCAAAAGCUGGGCUUCUUUCUUGUCAGCUUCGGCUUCAUCUGGGGCAUGAUGCUGCUGCAUUUCACCAUCCAGCAGCGAGCUAGCCACGAGAACAGUGCCGUGCUGCGUCAGCAGAUCCUCGACCUCAGCAAGCGAUACAUCAAAGCGCUGGCUGAGGAGAACCAAAGUGUCAUGGAUGGACCGUAUGUGGGAACCAUGACAGCUUAUGACUUGAAGAAGACUCUUGCAGUCCUGCUGGAUAACAUCAUGAUGAGGCUGGGCAAGCUCGAGUCCAAGGUGGAGAACCUCUACAAUGGCACAGGGUCCAACCUGAGCAAUGGCACCAGCACUAUUACGCCCAGCGCUCCAAACUCGGAAAAAGUCAACGUGGCAGACCUCCUAAAUGGAGCCCAGGAGAAGUGUGAGCUGCCGCCUUUGGAUGGCUUCCCUCACUGCGAGGGCAAACUCAAGUGGAUGAAGGAGAUGUGGCGCUCUGAUUCCUGCUAUGCCAACUACGGCGUGGAUGGAUCCACCUGCUCCUUCUUCAUCUACCUUAGCGAGGUGGAGAACUGGUGUCCUCGUCUGCCCUGGAGAGCCAAGACCCUGAAUGAAGAAAUGGACCAGAGAGGCCAGGCGGAGAUCCGGACCAGUUUCGAGGAGCUUUACCGGAUGAUGUCACAACGGGAGGAGUUCCGCUGGAUGAUGCUGAGGAUCAAACGCAUGGCUGAGCCGUGGGUCAGCGCCAUCCGCUCGCUGGCUGCCAAGCAGAACCUGGGGAAGCGGCGGAAGAAGAAGAUCCUGGUCCACUUGGGCCUGCUGACCAAGGAGUCUGGCUUCAAGAUUGCAGAAAAUGCUUUCAGCGGGGGCCCGCUGGGCGAGCUGGUCCAGUGGAGUGACCUCAUCACCACGCUGUACCUGCUGGGCCACAACAUUCGCAUCUCUGCUUCCCUCAAUGAGCUCAAAGAGAUCAUGCGAAAGGUUAUGGGAAACAAAUCUAGCUGCCCCACCCAGGGCGAUAAGGUGGUAGAGCUUAUAUACAUCGACAUCGUGGGUCUCACCCAGUUUAAGAAGACACUGGGACCUUCCUGGGUCCACUACCAGUGCAUGUUGCGGGUGCUGGAUUCAUUUGGGACGGAACCGGAGUUCAACCACGCCCACUACGCCCAGUCCAAGGGUCACAAGACGCCCUGGGGGAAAUGGAACCUCAACCCGCAGCAGUUCAACACCAUGUUUCCUCACACCCCAGACAACAGUUUCCUGGGCUUUGUUGUGGAGCAGCACCUCAACGCCAGUGACAUCAAGCACAUCGACGACGUUAAGAGACAGAAUCAGUCACUAGUCUACGGCAAGGUUGACAACUUCUGGAAGGACAAGAAGAAGUACCUGGACAUCAUUCACAGCUACAUGGAGGUUCACGGCACCGUGCACGGCACCAGCACCGUGCACCUCCCGAGCUACGUUAAGAACCACGGCAUUCUGAGCGGUCGAGACCUGCAGUUCCUCCUGAGAGAAACGAAGUUGUUUGUGGGUCUGUCCUUCCCCUACGAGGGUCCAGCACCCCUGGAGGCCAUCGCCAAUGGCUGUGCCUUCCUCAACCCCAAAUUCAACCCUCCGAAGAGCAGCAAGAACACGGACUUCUUCAAGGGCAAACCCACCCUGAGAGAGCUGACCUCUCAGCACCCGUAUGCCGAGGUGUACAUAGGUCAGCCCCACGUCUGGACGGUGGAUAUUGACAACUCUGCCGAGGUGGAGAGGGCCAUCCGCUCCAUCCUCAGCCAGAAGAUUGAGCCCUACCUGCCUUACGAGUUCACCUGUGAGGGGAUGCUGCAGAGAGUGAACGCCUUCAUUGAGAACCAGGACUUCUGUCAUGGCCAGGUCAUGUGGCCUCCUCUCAGCGCCCUCCAGGUGAAGCUGGCCGAGCCCGGGCACUCCUGCAAGCAGGUCUGUCAGGAGGAGCAGCUCAUCUGUGAGCCCUCCUUCUUCCAGCACCUCAACAAGGACAAAGACCUGGCCAGGUUUGGUGUGGACUGUCAGACGGUGGAGUCCAGCGGCGACACCGUUGUCCCGGCGUACAGCGAGACUCGCCACCACUGCAUCUUCCAGUCGGACCUGCUGCUGUUCAGCUGCGCCGGCGCCCAUCCGACAUUGCGGCGCAUCUGCCCCUGCCGUGACUACAUGAAGGGCCAGGUGGCGCUAUGUAAAGACUGCCUAUAGCAGCAGCACCCAGGCUGACAGAGGG